UACCGCAAAUUAUUAUUUGAAUCUAAAAUUUUGACGACAAUUGUGUGUCGUUUACAAGUCGUUCUGUUAUUUGAAUUAAAAUAAUUUUUACUAUGAUUUAUCUAAUAAGUCUUGUUAUAUUACUCAUUAGCCCAGUUAUGCCGAAACCACGAUAUGUAGAACUAGAUGAGGAUGAGCAACAAUUGUUUCGGGCUGCAUACGAAACUCCUUCUUACGACAACGAUGAAUAUGAGGAAGGCGACGACAUGCAACUCGGCAAGUUAGAUCUUCUUAAAGAUGGCUUGUGGGCUAUAAAAGCUAAGAUAAAUGAACUAAAGAUGUUUAACAAGGCUUUGGCAGCUAAUUUAUUAUCAACAAAACUAAAGAUCAAAGAACUUAUAAACCACCAAAUAACCAUGAAAAAACAUCAACAUGAAACGCCUGAAAAGAAAAAACCUAUCCAUAAUUAUCAACCUCAACCUUAUCCAUCGUACGAGCCGCAAAUACCACAAUAUGGUGCACCUCAACAUGCACACGAUCCGUACUACGGGCAUUAAUGCACCACGAAUGAAAAAAUUGCUACGCUGGACGUUCUUCUUAUGUGCUUCUUUAUAUAUACAAGAAAUAUUUAUCAAACUGCCUUCAUUCUGGUAACAGAAUUAAUUUAAUAAUAUUAUGAAAUACCAAUUACAAUUGCCUAAUU
Molecule: messenger RNA, 682 nt
Organism: Nymphalis io (European peacock)
Lineage: Eukaryota; Metazoa; Arthropoda; Insecta; Lepidoptera; Nymphalidae
Exons: 3
Coding region: 93-536 (147 amino acids)
Source: RefSeq, a predicted model, not a curated record